CACGCGUGUUGUAGGUUGGGUGUAGUCCGUGUAGUUCGUUACAAUUCGGAUCGGAGUAGUCAUGUCAAGGGUGUUGUCCGUGCGCGAUUGACUCGAAAAAAAGACUCCAAGGAAAAAUGUGGCUCCAGCAUUAUGCGUUAUUACUGACUCUGUGCUGUUUAGCGACAUGUCAAAAUUACGGUCAACGCCCCAACAACACAGUCACUUGGUGUACAGUUUCCGAGAGCGAACAGAACAAAUGUAUGGCCUUGUCCAGAGCGGUUGAUCGCGAGAUAGGCUCCUUUGGCUAUAACUACUUUUCAGUGAAAUGCAAUCAGGCCUUCAACAAGGAAGAAUGUAUGACCAUGCUGGACCGCGAGAUUGCACAGAUAACAACACUGGAUGCUGGAGAGGUCUUCAUAGCUGGGCGAUACCACAGUCUGGUACCAAUAAUGCAGGAAAUAUAUGAAAGUGGUGUAAAUUUUCAAUAUGCUGUCGCAGUGAUUAAGAAAGGCUCUCUCACAGAUGUACACAAUCUGUAUGAUCUUAGAGGCAAGAAGGGCUGUUUUGCUGGUGUUGGGACACUAGCCGGCUGGGUUGUUCCUAUUAACAAUCUUAUGAAGUAUGGAGGAAUGGAAGUUAUUGACUGUAACAAUCAUGUAAAGUCAACGAUUAAAUUCUUUGGACCUAGUUGUGCAGUGAACUCACUAAUUGAUAAAUAUAAUCCACUUGGUGACAACUCUGACCAGUUGUGUAGCCUGUGUAUUGGAAAAGUGCCUGGUGGCAAGUGUACAAAUCAAGAUCCCUACGCGGGAUACGAGGGGGCUUUUCGCUGCUUGGUUGAAGCGGGUGAAAUUGCCUUUUUGGUGCAUACGACUGUGCAAGAAAUGACUUCGACAACAUUUGACUUUAGUUCCGUGAAGAAGGAGCAAUUCGAACUGCUGUGCAAAGAUGGUACACGCAGACCCGUGGAUGAUUAUAGAAAUUGCAAUUGGGACACUGUACCAUCCCGCGCAAUAGUCACGUCUUCAGCAACCAAUUUUGAAGUACGUCGAAAGUAUCAAAGAUUUUUGGAGAAGGCCGUCCGGAUACUGCACAAGAAUAGAAACGACACGACAGGCUUGAAUCGUUUCGACAGCAAUCAAGACUCCAAUCGUUUCGACAGCAAUCAGGACGUCAAUCGUUUCGACAACAAUCAGGGCUUCAAUCGUUUCGACAACAAUCAGGAUUCCAGUCGUUUCGACAACAAUCAAGGCUUCACUCGUUUCGACAACAAUCAGGAUUCCAGUCGUUUCGACAAUAAUCAGGGCCUCAAUCGUUUCGACAACAAUCAGGGUUUCAAUCGUUACAACAAUAAUCAAACCUUUACUCGUUUUGAUAAUAAUCAAGAAGGUUUCGAGAACCGUCCGGGUUAUAAUAGAUUUGGGGAGAGUGAUAUGUAUAAUAGAAGCGGAUUUAGAAAUCCGAACGAAUAUAACACAGAUGGUUGGGAUCGUAACGCAUAUGAUCGAAGCUUUGGCGGCGGCGGUGGCAGUGGCGGAAGAGGAUUCAACUCGUGGGAUAGACCCGCGAUUAAUGAUACAUUCGAUUAUUAUAACAGAGAAAGAGAUGGCACUGAACAUACAAACAUACAACCAAUAGAAAUGUUCGAUUUAUAUGAAUCUGCGCCUAGAUACGGAAAGCAGCAUAAUUUAAUGUUCUCUGAUUCUGCUCGCGAUUUUGUACAACUAGCUGAAAAAGAUCAAACAUAUAGUGGGUAUUUAGGAAGAUCUUUAGAUCAUGUGUUAGGCGUACGUCACUGUCCUGUAAAUCGGAUGACAUUAUGCGUUACAUCCGAUCCAGAAAUGGAAAAAUGCGUAAAGAUGAAGAUCGCUUUAAAAGCCCAGCUCUUGAAACCAGAAUUACUUUGUCAUAGAGGUCACAGCCAAAUAAAUUGUAUGCAAUUGAUAAAGAGCGGGAUUGCCGAUGUAACCGUACUAGAUGCCAGUGAUGUCUACACCGCUGGACUGCGGUUCGAACUGAUACCAUUUAUAUCCGAAAUUUACAAUUUGGCUACACCGGACUAUUACGUUGUCGCCGUCGCAAAGGAGGAGGACGACAAUACGGAUCUGACGUACCUCAAGAAUAAAUACACUUGCCACACUGGAAUCAACUUGGCUGCGGGAUGGGUUUACCCGCUGGCGUAUCUCAUCUCCAAUAAGUGGAUUAGAGGAUACGGUUGCGAUUCUGUGCGCGCUGCCGCCGAAUACUUUAGCAAGUCUUGCGUGCCAGGCGCGCUCAGCACCGAAUAUAACACAGGCGUGCCUUACGAUAACAUGUGUGACUUGUGUCAUGGAGUAAGCUAUCGAUAUUGCCGAAGAGAUGCUUCCGAAGAUUACUUUGGGUAUACAGGUGCCUUUAGAUGCCUAGUGGAAGGAGGCGGCGACGUAUCCUUCGUGAAACAUACGACGGUCGCAGAGAACACCGAUGGCAAGCGCAAAGAGUUUUGGGCGCGCAAUACCUUCACAAAAGAUUUCGAGUUGCUCUGUCCGGACGGUACGCGCCGUCCAACGGCAGAUUACGUAAACUGUAAUCUAGGAAAAGUUGCCGCUAAUGCUAUAGUUACGCGCGGUGGUUAUUACGGUUACAACGAGACUCAAAUCAACGCAUAUAUCAAUUUAUUUAUAUACGCACAACAGUUCUACGGCCGAAAAGAGCAAGACGAGUUCAGUUUCAGCAUGUAUUACAGUCCAUCGCCUUACAGCGAUCUCAUUUUUCAAGAUGCCACUCAGCAGUUGGUGGUGAUCCCGCCGAACAAGCGGGAAUACAGUGCGUACCUCGGGCCAGAUUUUAUGAGAGCCAGGAGAAUCGUAGAUUGUAACGCAGGCGCAUCUGCAUUAAGCUACUCGUUCGCUACGAUAGUUAUGAUCGUGUUUACUUUUACAUUUGGUAGAUAAGUGUCGCGUGUGCGAUUUGCACGUUUUUAUAUUUAAAUGAGAAUUCGUAUUGAUAUUACAAACGAAAAAUAGAGAUCUGACAAAAGAAUCUGAUACAGCACGAUUUAUUAAUUGGUUAGAGAUAUUAUAUUUAGUAAUAUUUUAUCGCUGCUAAGUAUCGCAAUAUUAUCAAAGAUAUAUUCUAAAUAUCAAUCAAAUUGUUUUAUAUAUACUUUUACACGUAUAUAUUUUUAUAAAAGUACAAAUGACUGAGAGAUGGAGUUGAAUAUAUAAAUUUAAGCACGAUUGCUGCCUUCGCGUCCGUCCAACGGAGCCAUAUCUCUAAGCCUAUCCGUCCAAAUACAAUAAACGUAUUGAUUUGAUAAUUUUUUUAAGGAUUAUUGUAUUAUAUUUAAUAAUUUGAUAUAUGUACAUUUUAUACCGUCCACUAAUGUUUUUGUAGUAAUAAAUCUUUAUAUAAGGUU
Messenger RNA from Solenopsis invicta (red fire ant), 3379 nucleotides. RefSeq names its product melanotransferrin (gene Tsf2). The transcript is spliced from 9 exons. The record is from RefSeq and is a predicted model, not a curated record. Bases 117 to 2915 code for a protein of 932 amino acids. NCBI's taxonomy places the organism in Eukaryota, Metazoa, Arthropoda, Insecta, Hymenoptera, Formicidae. Gene Ontology annotation, cellular component: recycling endosome; extracellular region; early endosome. Gene Ontology annotation, biological process: iron ion transport.